CCUAUUCAAAUUUUGUACCUAUUCAAAAUUUUUACUCAUCUUAUGUGAUAAUUUGUGCAUAUAAAUACCCUUUACUCCACUGUCACUCUUCUUAGUUUUCUUCUCAGCUCCUCCUCUCCAAAAUGCCCCAUUAUUACCUUCACCGCCGGCCGGUUACUCCGGUGCCGGCAAUAUUUUGUUUUCUCGGAGUUUUUUUAUUCUUUUUCUUGGGCCCUUUGCCUGUUAAUGGGUGGCGUCCAUGGCCCAACCAAAAGCCCAACGCCACCGAGUUAAUCUACGGCGGGUCUAAAAAAUAUGAGGGCUCGUCGGAGUUUGUCCAUUUGAAGUAUCAUAUGGGCCCUGUUCUCACUGCAAAUAUUACCGUUUAUCCCAUUUGGUACGGACGGUGGGGAAAGUCCCAGAAGCGUAUUAUACGCGAUUUCAUCAGCUCAUUCUCUGCCUACGAUUCUAAGCCGCCUUCCGUUGCCGGUUGGUGGAAAACGGUCCAGCUUUACACUGAUCAGACCGGAGCCAAUAUCUCCCGUAAUGUCCACCUCGGCGAAGAGAAAAACGACCGGUUUUACUCUCACGGUAAAUCCUUAACCCGGUUAACUGUACAGUCAGUGAUAAAAUCCGCCGUUACAGCUCGUACCCGACCGUUACCGUUAAACCCGAAAAGUGGCGUCUACUUAUUGCUCACUUCUGAUGACGUGUACGUUCAGGAUUUGUGCCAAAACGUUUGCGGAUUCCAUUACUUCACUUUCCCGUCCAUCGUCGGGUACACUUUGCCGUACGCUUGGGUGGGUAACUCCGCCAAGCUUUGUCCGGGUACUUGUGCGUACCCGUUUUCCGUACCGAAUUACAUGCCGGGUUUUAAAGCCGUGAAGUCACCCAACAACGACGUUGGAGUUGACGGAAUGAUAAGCGUGAUAGCUCAUGAGAUUGCUGAGCUAUCAACGAACCCGUUAGUAAACGCGUGGUAUGCGGGUCAGGACCCGAGUUUUCCGGUGGAAAUAGCGGAUCUUUGUGAAGGGAUUUACGGUACCGGCGGCGGCGGGUCGUACACCGGACAAAUGAUGAACGAUAAAGAGGGUGCCACGUAUAAUAUGAAUGGGUUAAGAAGAAAGUUUUUGGUUCAGUGGGUUUGGAACCAUAUUCUGAAUUAUUGCACUGGCCCUAAUGCACUUGAUCAGUAAAUGUUUCAUUUACCACUCAAAUCACUGUAUGUGCUUUUCUUAAGCAUUUUGGUUUGUCGAUUUUUUUUUUCUUUUUUUUUUCAACUUUAUUUUUAAAUUUUGGUUAAUUUCGAGUUGCUGAUGCAUGUUAAUUAAGCUUUGGUUAUUAUAAGUAUAGUGUAAUAAAAGUAGUUUAUAUGUACUGUAGUAAUUUUGUAUACAAAGUUACUUUGUUCAGUUGUCCAAAUUUUGAAUGGAUUUGUACUUUGUAGGGGCUCUCUUUGGACAUACUUUACUGUACUAUCACAUUCCCCCUUACAGAAUUCAAAAUAAUGAGUUCUGUGAAAGUUGGCAGUGUUUA
This is a messenger RNA of Nicotiana tabacum (common tobacco), 1515 nucleotides long. RefSeq names its product protein EXORDIUM-like 3. Lineage: Eukaryota; Viridiplantae; Streptophyta; Magnoliopsida; Solanales; Solanaceae. The record is from RefSeq and is a predicted model, not a curated record.